AAUUUGGCGCCAUGUAGAAACUGAGUGUUUGUAAAUAUUAUUGUUAUCGACUAGCGAGAAUGUGUCAGUGGAAGAAAAUUAGUGUACUGUUUGUGUAUUGUGAAUGUCAGUGCGUAUAAUGGAUUCUACGGAGUCUGUUGUGAUGUAAAUGUUGAAUAGUUGUAUUGCCUUGCAGUAACGAGGAAUUUGACAAAAUUCCUUCGGUGACAUUUGCGCUGUGGCUCCUCACUACAUGUUCGAUGGAUGCAAUGUGCGAGGAAAUAGACGCUCUUAUUACCGAAAACAACGCUUUGGUUUCUCAAACAAAAGUAAGUGUGCUGUUGAUGACACACGCACUCACAAGGAGAUCAAUGCUUGUGCCAAGCCAGAUCAAAUAUUGGAAUCCAUUAAUCUGAAUAGGGAUGAUGAUGUGAGGCCUGAAUAGACCACUCACAGAGAUGGGGAUGUUACUACCAAGCUGGGUAAAAUAUUGAAAGCCAUUACUCCAAAUGAUGCCACCCUGUUCACAUUGAGAUCGAUAUUGAUGCAAAGAUGGAUAAAUAUUAAAAUUUAAUUUUCUGAUUAAUGAUGAUGAUCAUCAUUCUGAAUGGUAGAAAUCUGUAUUUGGCUAACCAAUGCCGAUGAUUUUCCAUGAAACUGGAACCAUUGGAAGGUGGGCCUGUGCCGACACCUUCAGUGAUGCUGUCAUCACUAGCACUGAGCACAGGCCUGUCGACAUUGCCAUCCUGGUACAGACUGAAAACACUGGCAUGUUGGCUGUGGUCUGGCCUUAAGUCACUGCGUGCAGACCCUUUGUCAUCAUUAUUGUGGUGCAAACUGACGACACUGGCGCAUUUUUCAGCAUCUGGGCUAUCAUCACCACAUGUGAACCCAGCAGUGUCAUCCUGGUACGGACUGACAACAUCAGCACACUUGCCAUGGUCUGGUACAAUGCAGACAUGCUCUCUGCACCCCGGACCAUCUCAAUUUUGUUGUCCUGGAUCUAUCAGCAAACCAUCAGCCCACCCUGUUAAUGAUAACCAGGAAAAAUAUAGCCAUGUUAUUACUGAACAGCAGGAAAUAAACUUGAAAUUAAAUGGUUUCCUAUGUUUGCUGGACAGAUUAAAGGUCCAUGAGAGAACCCAGAAUAAGGAAGAAGUAACUAAAGAAUACCUUGACUUAAAGUUAGGGGUGAUGUGCAAUAUCUUGUGGCUAUGCUGGACAUACAACAGAUUUUACGAACUGUAUGAUUCUGUUCUUUUGACCAAAAUUGAUGAAAAUUUGAAGAUGGUAUUGUUGUCUAGCAUAGGGAUGCUUGGUGAGAUUAAAGUAUGGCCUGAUGCUUUAAAUGGAAGAAAUACUUUUAUUAUCAGUUACAUGGAACUUGUUCUGGAGAAAAUAUUGUCAUUACCAGUCAUUCAUGCCGGGAAGGUACUGCAACUGUGCAUACUAAGUGUUUUGUAUAUUUUGAAAUUUGAUCCAGGAGAUGAUGUAUUGGAAAAAUGCAUUAAUUUGGUUACUACUUCAUGGAACAUAUCAAAAAAACUUUCAGAAAAAGCUCAUUGUUCAUUGGGGUCUGAUCCCAAGGAGACAAAGGUAAUUGGGACUGAUGACAAGAAGAAACUACCUAUUUCACAAUUUGAUUUUCUCCAGUGUGCUGCUCAUCACCAGAGUUUCUGUACAGUUAUAAGUGAGGCCUUACAAGUCCUACGGAACUUGUGUUGCACUAAACUGAAAAACAGAGAGAAUGCUGUGGCCUUCUUAACAUUGCCUGUUGAAAAUAUGACUUAUUUCCACUACAUCAAUUUAUAUGUAAGAGCAUUUGCAUUUAUCUGCCAGACAGAACUGAAGCAGAGUUCAGUUCAGUUAUGGGCCAUUACCCAGUUGAAUUUAGAUGAUUGCCAGAAAGCCGCAGUUCACAUCCUGCAUGGCUACUACUUACAGAACAGUGGAUUUUACUCAUCUGCCCAUAAGCAAUAUGUCAAAUCAGUAGAAAGUGCCUGGAUGAUGAUAGCUCUUCAACUUCUCUGUUCUAAUUACAGUUUUCUCAUAACAGAAAUUAAAGACAGGAUUGGAAGCAGCCCCUCAGGAUUCUUAGAUUGUUACAUUCAACUGUUAAAAACAUCAAAAAGUGCUUUGCGUGGAAGUUGGAUAAGUUCAGCAAAACAUAAUGUGAACUUUGAAUUCACAGUUAUCAGUUAUUUGUAUGCAGAUCCAAAGUUUUCAGUGUAUUCCCUACAGUAUGAUUUGGCCAGGGCCUACACAAAGUGUCAGAAUUAUCUGUCUGCAUCAGAAGAGUACAUGUCAUUGCUUGGAAGUAUCUUGACAAAGGAUUAUAAUGCCAGUGGACUCUCACAAAAGCAAGAUAUUUUUACAAAUAUUCGUUUGAUCAUCCAUGAUGCAAUAUUAGUGCAUAUGAAGAGUUCACAGUUGGAGACUGCCCUCUUAUUAUGCAGGCUGUGCACAGAUCAGAAAUCGGUUCCUGCCACAAGAGUAGAAUCUGCAGAAGCUUUUAUACUGGGUAUGAAAGAUGAUGUCAUUGCAAUGAUGCUGACAGCAGAAGUCUACAUGGGUAUGGGGAAAAUUAAUGAAGCAAAGGACAUCUUGAUGAGGUCCAUGGAGGCUGUAGUUGGAUGCAUACUGAAUCUAACGAGCAGUAGAGAUGCAGAUUGUUAUAAACUGAAAGCAACUGAACUUCUUAAUGGAUUAUUAGCAAAAGUUUAUCUACAGAUUGCUGAAUGUUAUUUACAAAAUCAUUUGAUGAUAGAAGCUUCUUGUUUUCUACAGCGAUCACUGGAAAUAAAACCAGGGCAUCCAGAGGCUGUUAUGCUGUAUCAAAAUAUGCAAACUGGAUCUGUGGGUCAUGUUUCCCACCCAGUGAGUGAUUCAGAGGAAAGCGUGAAUCUUCUGCCAGAAGACUGCAAGAGUACAGCUUUAAUGUAUCUUCUCAAAGGAAAGCAUUACUUAAACUUUUUGUGAAGUUAUGAUUCUUGGUACAGGACAUUUUUAUCACCAUCUUUCAGUACCCUGAGAAAACAUGUCAUUAUUUUGAAUGUCCUGAAAUUUCUUGUCUGUAAUUGUAAUCUGACAAAAAUGAAUGAAAAAACUGGAAUUUGCUUGCUCAUAUAGAGACUUGAGUUUAUUGCAGGACUAUGAAAUUGUAUCAAGACUAUAGAGUGAUACAGACUGAAUUAUGUACUGCAUGAAAUACAGGUAAUGCUCAGAUUUUAAAGUAUAUCCUAAAUAUACAUGUGUAAGUCAUGGGUAAUGUACAUUUUGAAGACUACAAUGUUUAAAUGUGUGUCACAUACGAAAUUAUGAAGUCUUGUACUGUGACCCUGUGUUAUGAGUAAGUUGUAUCAAAUUAGAGUCGUGUGACUCAGUUGUGCCUGUAGUUGGAAGGAUUUGUCUCCAGCAGAGUCCAGACCUUCCUUGUGCUGACAUUAGGAUAUGUAUUGUGUAUUUUUUACAAUUUUUUAAAGUUUUGGUGUUCUGUGUAUGGCUUAAUUCUACAAAAUGAAAAAUUGUGACCUACA
This is a messenger RNA of Schistocerca cancellata (South American locust), 3515 nucleotides long. RefSeq lists its product as uncharacterized. NCBI's taxonomy places the organism in Eukaryota, Metazoa, Arthropoda, Insecta, Orthoptera, Acrididae. The record is from RefSeq and is a predicted model, not a curated record. Bases 631 to 2958 code for a protein of 775 amino acids. Gene Ontology annotation, molecular function: protein binding. The transcript is spliced from 10 exons.